This is a messenger RNA of Adineta ricciae, 405 nucleotides long. The record is from the annotation of a GenBank genome assembly. NCBI's taxonomy places the organism in Eukaryota, Metazoa, Rotifera, Eurotatoria, Adinetida, Adinetidae.
AUGAUGAUGCUUACAAAUGAAAUGACAAUGACAAGUUCAAUGAAUAGAACUCCAAUGAAAAAGCAACAAAUAGCUGGAGUUAUUACUACUGUUGAACGAUGGACUCAUCAACAGCGAUGUCAAUUUAUCGAACGAUUGUUACCUUUAUGUAAUACAUAUCAACUCGAUAUGCUAUGGACAGUCUUACAACCGUCAUUACAUCGUGAUUAUUUUUACGCUGUUAAAUUUCGUUAUCCUGAUUAUCAUUUCAAGCAAAUUAUUCUGCGUAAUAUACAAAAAAAGGAAUAUCGUCAUCGUCGUCUGGAUGGAGAAGAAAGCUUCUACCUAAGCAAUAUCAAUGAUCUUCGAGAAUUUCGUGAUGAUGAUGGACUUCCGAAAAAGUCUCAAUCAGUAUUUACACAGUAA